Messenger RNA from Bathycoccus prasinos, 1506 nucleotides. RefSeq lists its product with no specific name. The coding region runs from base 1 to 1506 and encodes 501 amino acids. Lineage: Eukaryota; Viridiplantae; Chlorophyta; Mamiellophyceae; Mamiellales; Bathycoccaceae. The record is from RefSeq and is a predicted model, not a curated record. The transcript has a single exon.
AUGACGACGAGGAUUAGGAGGAGGAGCUUUAUCGCACGGAGCAAUAUCUUUGUCCUCUUUGUUUUCUUUGUUUUCGGGGGAGGAUGGGUUGUGGAUGGAUUGAAUUCGGGGAUGUAUUAUCCAUCGAAAUUCGACGAGGAGAAGAUGCUGAGAUUAAACGAAAAACGGAUCGCGAUCGAAACGAGCGAGAUUUACGACGAUUUGAGCGGCGAAAAAGGGUCGUUCUUUGAGAACUAUUACGAGGAUGAGAAGAGAGGAAGUGAUGUUGAUGAUUUGUCCGCGAACGCGAUCGUGGAGAAGGCGUUGGAAGGGGCGAGAGUGAGUCGGGAGAGCGAGGAAGGCGAAGCUCUUUCAAACGCGAUACGAAACGUGAUCAGAGACGCCGAGAUGCAAUUGCAGACUUUUUUAGAGGCGUCGUCCUCGUCUUCUUCGGUGAAGAGGACGGCGGCAAAGACGAACGGUCCGGACGGGAACGCGAAUAUUUGGAACUACGAGAGAAACGGAGACGAAGAAGUUUUUGCGACGCCGCUGUUUCCCGGUAACGAAGACGGUGGUUUCUUCGAGGAAUUCUUUGGAGGAGGAGGAGGAGGAGGAGGAGGGCCGGUGCGACAGCCAAUCUUUGAUGCGCCGAGAUACGACGAUACGACUUUAGCCACGCAGCCUUUUGGAACAAAUCUUCCUUUGGACAACAUACCGCCUAGACCUAACGUUGAUCCGAAUUACGUGACCUAUACCGCACAAGGUUUGAUGGGCAAUUUCUUGCAGGCGUUGACGUGGAUUGUCGCGGUGCCGUUUGCGAACAACCCAACAUUUUUUGACGAUUGGCAAAGAUGUUCGACGUUAAUCAGACCGUGCACGAUUCGUGAGACGCUUUCGAGAUGUACGUAUGAACCGAGAAAUUCGUGGUACCGAGAACGACGUUCGAGAAUAAACGCUCCAGUCGGUUGGCCGUAUUGUCAGCCAGAUUUAGAGGAAGUGUACGAGUAUUGCAACGAAAUAGAGUUGCAAAGUUCCAUCUGUGACCCGAAAUUGGCCCGAGAACGGAGAGAUGUCGCGCUUUUCGAGGCAAACGCGGCGUUGGAGCAAGAGCGAUGGCGAGCGAUGUACGAAAAUGGUGACGCGGGAAGUGGUCCAUUUUGGUACGGCCCGUAUCAAGGCGGAUAUUACGGUCCGUCGCCGGGAGGCGUAGGAGGAUGGGGAGGAGAUGGACGAGGAGGAGGAGGAGGUUACCCCGGUUCAGGGAUGUAUGGAUCGUACGGGCCAAACAACAUCGGUCCGAACGGAUACGGUGGGUUUCCUUCCGGGGCGUAUCAAACAAACGGCAACAAUAACAAUAACUUUCCCGGAGGCUUGCCAACAAAUAAUAACAGGGGAGGAUAUUACGAGGAGGAGUACUAUUACGAAGAAGGCUUUAACUACCCAUACCCGGAUCCGGGGUACUAUCCGUUCCCGUAUUUAGAUCAGCAACCAAACUAUUACCACGGCGCGCGAUUGGGACGACGUUAA